Messenger RNA from Geodia barretti, 1674 nucleotides. Lineage: Eukaryota; Metazoa; Porifera; Demospongiae; Tetractinellida; Geodiidae. The record is from the annotation of a GenBank genome assembly.
AUGGACGGUUGUCUGCACGUGGUCAGUUUGGACAGUCACCAGAGGCACACCCUCCCCGCCCACACCAAGCCAGUGAGUGUGGUGAGGUGUGGCGGAGGAAGGGUGGUGAGUGGAGGCUACGACGGGACCGUUGUGGUCCACCGGAUGACCGACCUGGAGAGAGAGAGGACCAUCACGUCGGCAGCUACAAUGUGUGUCUCGGGCUGCAGUGGGGGUGUGGUCUGUUACUGGGAGGUAACCACUGGAAACUGUCGACACCUCCUCCAGGAAUCGGGCGGAGACGAGGGCGUGUCCGUCGUUAAAUUGGAUAUAUUAGUGGGCGGAGUCAUAGUGGGUCUGAUGUCUGAUGAAACAGUCGUGGUUUGGGAUAAGUCAAGUGGAGAGAGUCUGUUUACUAUAGCACUGGAGGGGGUGUGUCCUGACAUAGCUCUGUUGGGAGGGGGGAGGUACAUGGCGGCUUCAGUGGAGUCACUGAUAGUGGUUUAUGACUUGGAGUCGGGACAGAAGAGGUUCCAGAUGCAAGUGGGGGGCGGGGAAAUGGGCGUGGUCUUGGUUCGCCACCUCCUCCCACUCCAGGGAACCCACGUGGUGUGUAGCACAGGUCGCGACCUCCGUAUCUUUCAUUGCGGCAUCAAGAUGAAGAUUGACUAAUCCUUCCCCCUCUUCACUGUCAGCAAAGCAUUUUUUCUCUUUAGGGUCUGUUUUUUCACCAGAAUUACAAUGGUAUGUAUGUAUACACAUCUUCUAUAUUGUGUUCUUCUCUGCAAGAACUGCCGCGUAUUGUAUAUAUGUUGGUCUAGGGUUGAAAUUUUUUACAUAAUGUCUAUCACCGUUGAUUUCUAUAUCAUACAACAGAACCGCCAUUAAUUGAUGACUGCAUUAUAACAUGAUGGCUCUUGAAAAAUAUGUCAUUUGACUGGUGAAAAAAUAGUGUUCUAUACAAUGUGUUAGGAGAAUUUAUAAUUAUAUGCACAAGAGGUGAAUGAACAGAUUGAGCAAGAGGAGAAGUCAGUUUUAAUGUGACUUUUCGGCCUCCACUCCACCCCCUGAUUGUUUUUAGGCUAGUCUGCAUCUUGCAAGGAGAGAUUAUGGAGUCUCUGGACGAGGCAGUAGAGACUGGACUGUGGUGGUGUCUGGGAAAAGGAGGAGGAAGAGGAGAGGGAGGGUGCCUCUACUGGCUUUGACUGUAGGUCAUCCCUCACACCUGCCAACACCUCUUUUCUUCCCCUGUCGGAGGUGAAGAGAGGGGACCUCCUCUCUCGAGGGUCAACAGUACAGCAGCUCAUCAGGUAGAGUCUGAUUGAGGGGCCGUGGGCAUGUGACACCUCCACUCCUACCCUGACAGUCACAUGAUCCAAGAGUGUCAGGGUGUACUGGCCUGCUGGGUGGGUUACUGUCACCCUGGUCUCUUCCACCUUCAGAUGGCCUGAUGCAAAGGCGACAGAACAGUGGCCGGCCUCGGAAACAGCUGCCGGCUGAGCAACCAGUCCAGCCUUAUCCUCGAGAUAUACCACUCCCUUAACUCCAUACCUUGGUAUCUGAACUCUGACCCCCUUGGUGAGGAUGGCGUAGACCACGCCCACACAGACACACCUCUCGUCCUCUCUCUCGUGGUUACUGAAGUAGAGAGCUUGGAACAUCUCCGUGGACGCCAUCUGGGCAAGUUGAGCUGCC